CGACAGCAGGCACUGUUUGCUCUCGUGUAUUUGCUAUAUAUUGUCGAUACUAAUAACAUCGAGAAUUUAAAGGCACUUAAAAUUGACCAACUAAGGCAAUAUCUAUUCGCAAUGAACUCAACUAUCGUAAGUGCCUUGGUAUUGUGUGGCGUCGUUUUUGCCAUGGCUUUCCAAGAGCCAUGCAAAGACGAGAUUGGCAACGAAUACCAACACGGUUCGACGUUUUAUAACGAAGAAAACUGCAAUAGGUGCUUCUGUACGAACGGCAUCCUAGGGUGCACACGGAUGCCCUGUGUAAAGCCACCGCCUGAGGGAGUGUGCGAGUACAACGGCCUCAGAUACAAUGCCGGAGACAGCUUCAAGGACACCGACGGCUGCAACACCUGUAGAUGUAUGAGGACAGGCAUGGUGGCAUGUACAUACAAGGCAUGUGCUCGCGGAUAGUGUGAAAUGAUGAUCACUUUCGAUGAAGGGUUGUAAUUAUAAAUAAAUGCGCUGCAGCUUA
Messenger RNA from Dreissena polymorpha, 505 nucleotides. RefSeq names its product U-reduvitoxin-Pr11a-like. Gene Ontology annotation, molecular function: peptidase inhibitor activity. The coding region runs from base 112 to 444 and encodes 110 amino acids. The record is from RefSeq and is a predicted model, not a curated record. The transcript is spliced from 4 exons. Lineage: Eukaryota; Metazoa; Mollusca; Bivalvia; Myida; Dreissenidae.